Molecule: messenger RNA, 4981 nt
Organism: Lytechinus pictus (painted urchin)
Lineage: Eukaryota; Metazoa; Echinodermata; Echinoidea; Temnopleuroida; Toxopneustidae
Product: tRNA (adenine(37)-N6)-methyltransferase-like
Exons: 5
Coding region: 268-1467 (399 amino acids)
Source: RefSeq, a predicted model, not a curated record
AGCACAAGGCUAGUUCGCCUGGGUCGUAGCAUGAAGCAUGGCAUGCAUGCAGCAAGCUAGCAGCAGCACUGGCCAAGCUGUCUGGCCGGCUGGCCCGGCAGCUCAGGCGAGGGGCACGCCGUCGGGGUACCGUUCGGCCUUCACAUGUACCGGUACGGUUUACUUCAGAAAUGGAUGUGCAUGUGCAAUGUGGCCUAGUUUGAGUUUGCCAUGGGAUCAUUAGGAAAAAGUAUCUUGCCUUCAAGCGCUAGCUAGCUUAAAUAAGAUAUGUUACAGCACCUUACCAGGCUAAGACGUUCUCUGUUCACGAUUCCUGACAUCAUUCUAAAGAUGUCUAACUUGGGUCAAAGUUCAGUCAACUCUACAGCGAAGAGAUGCUCAACAGAUACCUCUGAAGCUCAUUCCCAGCGGCCAUCGGUCUCCUCCGGUACUCUCAGUCUCACUUCUCCUAUCGGUUAUAUCCGCUCUUGUUUCAAGAGCAAGAAUGGGACACCAAGGCAGCCGUCGGUCUGUGGCUAUGCAAGGGCAAAGCUUGAAAUCCUCAAGUCUGUUUUUGUCUGCCCGGAUCAUUCCCUGGAUGGCUUAUCACAGUUCUCUCAUGUCUGGAUUCUCUUUGUGUUCCAUGAGAACAGCCAAGAGAAAUUCACCAAAGCCAAAGUGAAACCUCCAAGACUGAAUGGAAGAAAGGUUGGCGUUUUUGCAUCCAGGUCUCCCCAUAGACCGAACCCUAUAGGACUCACUCUGGCAAGACUGGACAAAGUGGAAGGAAACACGCUGUACCUGUCUGGUGUGGACAUGAUAGACAGAACUCCAGUCCUGGAUAUCAAACCUUAUGUUACUGAUUAUGACAAUCCUAAACAAGCUUCUACCAGAACUACUGAUAAUUCUCACAAGCAAACGCCAUCAGAGAUACAGCUUGGUGGUGCGUCAGGGGUUCUUAGUGAUAUGCAGGAAACACAAUGUGGUUUAGAAUCUUCUCAAGAAAACUGUUUUAGCCUACAGACAAAUGAUAGGUCAUCAGACUCAGAUACAAUUAAGAGUGAAGAUGGCAACAUAACUCCUGAGAGCAUUGAUGCUACUGAAGACGGCAGAAAUGAUGUGAGAGUAGCUGACUGGGUAGGAGCUCCUCCGAUUAAGAAACUUGCUGUUCGGUUUACUCCAAGUGCUGAGGCUCAGCUUGCUUCAUUCUGGAGAAAUCCUGAUUCGGAUCACAAGCUGGAAUUUCUCUCCAGCUAUGAUGAAGCUCACCAGGCAGUAGAGGACAUCCUUUCAGCAGACCCUCGAUCAGUCUACAGAAGGAACUCCUGCUCUGACAGACUGUACUACUUCACUCUAGACAACCUUCACAUCACCAGUUGGUUUGGUGCAGGAUUCGCAGAAGUUCUUCAGGUGCAACCCAUUGCCUUGGCAGAUAUGCCGAAACAGACUGGAGAUGAAAGUGUCACAACAUUCAAAGUCAAGACAUGAUUGUUGGCUGAUUGCCUCUGCUUUGCCAAAAACAAUGCCCGUCUUGUAGUUGUUGGAUUCAUCGAAGUGCUCCAGCCAGCCUCCAAGACUAAGUAAAAUCAACCCCAGAACAGACACAGAUGAUGGUUGGGCAACACUAAAAGAAAACAAGUAAUAUUUGAUCAAUUGCCCAUCCUCCACUAGUCAGUUGUUGAAGGAUUUGCAUAAGUGCUUCAAGUGCAUGUACACAAUAUGCUCAAAACUCAGACCAGCAACUAAUCCAAAUUGUUCAUGCAUACAGAAAAAUAUUGUGUUACGAAGCACUGGGCAAUGAUUCAUUGAGCUUGUUUUCACUGAAACUGUUGGAACAAGUAAUUCAGUGCUGAAAACUUUCACAAAAUCAUGCCUAGUUUGCCAAGUGUAUAAGAAACCCUUUCUCACAAUAGGUUCCGUACUGUUCACCCAGUUUUCUGCUCUUAGAUUUUCCAAGGUUGGUUAUCUAAUUUGUGUGGGAACAAGGUUUCUUGGUAUAUAAUCCUUAAUAUUAGAUAGCUAGCACAGAUACUAAUGUCUGAUUUGUCAAUAGCUUGUCACACGAUAAAAAUUACAGGCAUUGUUAUUGUUAUAUUUUCCUACCCGGUCAUCUCCGAUGAAAAUAUUGACCAGUUGGUCAAUAUUUUUGCCCGGUAUUAUUGGCAAUGAAGAAGGCUCAAUAUUCUUCUUUGCAAGCCUUUUUUCAGAGCUGGCCAAACAUGGAGGUGAAACCUUGAUUGAUUUUUAAAAAUAUACAUAGGAUAUAUCAUAAGUUAUAUAAAAGGCGAGGUAUUGCAAUCAUUUUUAAAUGAGAUAAAAUCAAUUUUAUGAUCUAAUCAAUUGUAAGUCUUAUUUUCGAGUUUGAAUAUGUUCUAAGAUUAUACAUGUAGAACACUUUCAAUUGAUUUUGAAAAUGGAACAGGUGUACAUUGUUGUAAAGUAAGGUAUUUAAAUCGAUUUUUGACUACAUCAUGGUAAAAUCAAUUUUAUAAUCAAUUUCAAAAUCGUUUGCAAGUGUCAUUUUGGAGUUACAAUAUGUCCAGACAUUGAGAUGUUCAAAGCUUUGCAUUUGAUUUUGAUGAUGCACAAAGUGUAUGGCACUUUUUUGGAGGGCUACGUAUGGAUAUAUGGAGGUGAAGCUUUCCAAUUGUCUUUUAAACUGUGCAGUGUUUAAUACCAUUGUAAAUAUGGUAUUGUAAUUGGUUUUAAAUGUGAUAAAGGUAAUAAUAUGAUCAGUUUUAAAUUUGAUUGUAUUUUAUUGGAGCUACAAUAUGUUUGGACAUUGAGAUAGAUUUUUUAAAAUGCACAAAGUGUAUAGCAUGGUAAGUAUAUUAUUGCAAUUGAUUUAUAUGUGAUAAAAUCCGUUGUAAUUUGUUAGUUGUAGAUGUUCAGACUCGUUGUAGAUGAAGUAUUUUAAUUCCAGUUUUAAAAACGUACAAAGGUUAUAUCGUAAGCUAGGGUAUUGCAAUUGAUUUUACAUGUGGUAAAAUCACCUUUUAUGAGCAAUUCUAAACUUUAUUGUAUUUCUUAAUGUAAUUAAUGUCCACUUCAUGUUUGUAAAUAUUUUGAGUGACAAUCUAUUUGAACAUAGGAGGUAAAGCCUUAGAAUCGAUUAAAAAGCAUACUAAAAGUUAACUUUUUGAUGAUCGAUUCUAAGGCAGUGAUAAGAUUAAAGGCCUUACACUUGAUUCUAGACAAUCAAUCCCACCCAUGCUAGCAAAAAAAGCUACUGUAUGAUCUUACUGGGAGACUGUGAAAUGCCACAUUCUGUAGACCACCAAAUGGAUUCAUAUUCUCCCUUCUGAAAAUAUAAAUUCAGCAGUCGAAAGAAUGUUAUAUGUUACACACCCUGUCAGUCAAUAUUAGUAUUAUAAUGAUAAAAAGAUAAUCAAAAUUCUUUUAAAUAGUGCAGUAUAAUCCUGUACAUUUACUGUAGGAACCAACUGCGAUUCAGUUGACCUUGUGAAUUUCGGGGUUGGUAUACUAUAUACUGCAAGAAGCUUCUUUGCAAUCGAUUGCAAUGCCAUCUGAUAAUUGCCAAUUUAGUUGUGCCAAAUUUAUUUAUACACUUGUUGUUGAAAGCAAACCAUGAAUUAAUCAAUGAAUCUAAAACUUAGUGACCAAGUGAGGUACUUGGGAACCUACACAAAUAUUCAAUGGAUAUGCAAUGGAUUGAGUUUCCUGCAAAAACUUAGUUUCAUUCAAGAGAAAUGCCAUGUUAAUAUGGUCAGAAUAUGCAAGUUUUGAGUACUAGGUAAAAGCAAGUUUAAUUAACUGACGCAUUUUGACUGUAUUGUGCAUGUGUUUACAUUAAAGCAACACUUCUUAAUGGAAAAUUGCUACACGGUUUACAUCCAGUUUAUCUUGCUACAUUUCUGUAAAUUUGGAUUAUUACAUGAUACUCAAUUAUUGAUAUUAUAAAAAAAGUUCAAGGAUUUAGCCAAUAGUAAGUGUGUAUGUAGGCUAGUGUUCGUGCUUUAAUUCUGCAACCUCGUAUCCAUGCAUUUUCAUGCAGCAUUGUGCAUUUUGGGAGCACAAGUUUACUCAUAGCACAUAAAAACUGAAAGGAUAUCUGGAGUAUGCGUUCUAUAACUUCUAUCAAAGGAAAGGCUAUGGCAAAGAUUUUUAUACACUUCCAUGUGAGCAUACUAGAUAUACCCGUGGUGUUGUUAUAGAAAACUGUCAUUUCUUCAUCUGUGCGAUCCUCAAAACUUUGGAAGGAUUCCUACCUUUCCACUAAUUCAUACUGCCGACCCAUUUUAUAAAACAAAUAAUGCACAUUUUUUAAUCAGUGAUAUUAACAACAAAGCAGGCAUCUUGGGUAUUCACAAUAACCUGUAAAAGCACUUGACACAGUGCCUCUUGCUUUUCUCAUGCACAAAUACCCUCAAAUGCGCUGCAUCAGCACAACACACUCAUAAAUGUGCAUUAUCUGUAUAUAUUUCUGAGUACUGACCCUUUAUCAAAGUUUGAGACAUGCUUUAACAAUCUCUACACAGUAUAACAGAACUCUUAAAAAAAUCACUCCAGGACCAUAGAGAUUUAAGAAUUUAUACCAAAUGUUUUAUGUAACAAUAUAUAGAUAUCUUUGAAACAUAACCUGUUUGACAUCAUGAAAGGCAAGUAUAAAACAAACAUGCAAUACAAUGUGUGUAUGAGUGCUGUCUGAUCACUCUUUACAGUAAUGAUUGGAGAGUUCUCGGACACAUUAAUAUUGCAUCAAUAAAUAAUUGUCUAUUACAUAUCUAAAUAUUUUGUCAGUAGGAAACUGAACUUAAUCACUUUUAAAUGUUUUUCAAUGAUACUGUAUAUGUUGCAACCAAGCCUCUCAUCCCUAUCCGCUUCCCAGGUUUGCUCUACAUUGAAUACUUGAUUUUGUAAUAGCUUCAUGACUCGACAAUCCCUUCUUUUACUGAUGAAGGAAUAGAGGUUUUGCAUACAAUGAUUGUAUUAUAGCAAAAAAUCAUGACUGAUAUGGCAAUAAAAUAUCUUAGGACAAUCA